Molecule: messenger RNA, 1530 nt
Organism: Lithohypha guttulata
Lineage: Eukaryota; Fungi; Ascomycota; Eurotiomycetes; Chaetothyriales; Trichomeriaceae
Exons: 2
Coding region: 1-1530 (509 amino acids)
Biological process (GO): protein K63-linked deubiquitination
Cellular component (GO): endosome; membrane
Molecular function (GO): metal-dependent deubiquitinase activity; protein binding; K63-linked deubiquitinase activity
Source: RefSeq, a predicted model, not a curated record
AUGGCUUUGACGAUAGGCUCAGUUCACCAUGGAAAAGGCAUUCCCAAGAACGUUGCACAGCUGGUGCAGGAUGCCUCGAAUUACGAGUUCAAUGCGCUCGUACCACUUAAAUACUGGCUCAACACGGCAAGCAACAUGAUUAAACAGGCGCAUGUAUACCUGCGCGAAGGAGAUGACGAGAUGGCAUAUUUCCUCCUCUUCCGACACGCCCAUCUGUUCCUCUCCAACUUGUCAACUCAUCCUCAAGUUAAACCCAACGAUCCUCUUAUGCAAGCAGCUCAGGAUGAGGUCAAGAAGAACUUGAAAGCGCUCGAAUCGCUCAAGCCAAUAAUCAACCGCAGGUACGAGGAAUACGUUCAAGCAAACCAGUCCAAAGCUCGACACCGAGAAGAGGAUGCUGCACGAAGAAGAGUUGAUCAAGGACAGCCAUCUCCAAGCGGCCACGAACCUGCUGGUCAGAGUAGCCAUGGAAGGUUGAGCGGACAUGAUAACACAGACUUGGCUGCUCGCCUUGCAGGAUUGGAAUUCUCGAAAAGAGGCCCAAGCAGGCGUGUCUAUCCAACUGGCUCCUCUAUGCCCAAAGACCGCGAUGAUCUUGCAGCUCAGAUGGAGGCAGUCCGAAAACGGUUCGAAUCAGAAACGGAUCAACCAUCGGAUGACUACAAACAGCAGAGGCAAGCAUACAUAGCAAAUAAUGUUGGCUAUAGCUACCCUACAAUACCGUCGCAGAAACCGCAGAAACCGCAGCAAGCUCAAAGACAAGUGCUGGAACUUAUCCCGUCAUACUCUCGGUAUACUUCUGAACUGGCACAGCCACCUAUCCUUCCUCCAAAAUCCAGGAUCGAGAGCAAUGUCAGGGCCUCGGUCCUGCCAUCAAGACCAGAGAAGGCACCCGCAGCACCAGUGCCUAGCAAAAAGACAGCAACGGGGUCGAGUUAUACGUUUGCACCUGGAGCCUACCUGGAAAACGGUACAGCUUUAAGGACAAUCUUCUUACCUUCGACCCUACGUACGACCUUUUUGCGACUCGCCUAUCAAAACACGCUCAAAAAUGUUGAGACUUGUGGCUUCUUGGCUGGCACAUUACGAGCCAAUGCCCUGUUUGUUGGCACCCUGAUAAUACCGAAGCAGACUGCGACUUCUGACACUUGCGAGAUGACGGACGAGUCUGAGCUAUUUGACUACGUUGAUCAACAUGACCUGAUGGUACUCGGGUGGAUACACACACAUCCAACACAGACAUGUUUUAUGAGCAGUAGGGACUUACAUACACAUUCGGGCUACCAGAUGAUGCUGGCCGAAAGUAUAGCCAUUGUUUGUGCACCGAGCAAGGGCGAUACAAGUCGUGGCGGCGAGUGGGGCGCCUAUCGACUUACCGAUCCGCCAGGUAAAAUGGCCAUUCUGAAAUGUGACAAACCUGGCAUCUUCCAUCCUCACGAUGUUGAUAACAUAUACACAGAUGCCAUGAAGCCAGGACACGUGAUGGAAAUUUCGGAUAUGGAUUUCGAGAUUGUCGAUCUGCGUAGAUAG